CAUUAGAACUAUUUUUACAACUUGAACUUGUAAUUUUAAAUUUCAACCAGAUACAGCCUAAUUUCGAGUCUAUUGUGUUUGAAGUUUGAAUUGGCCAAGUGUGGUACCGUGUCAUCAAGAGGAAGAGAAUGAGCAGAGGUAUCGACAACAACAGGAGGAAGAAGAAGACGGAAGACGACGAGGUUGAAGAGCUGCUGCGCGCGGCAGAGGAUGAUGUGUUCCUCAAGCUCAGCCUCAAUUCCCAUAUGGCUCGUGGUUCUUCUUCCACCCAAUUCAUCGAUCCAGAUCUCGAUCAACGUUUCCGUGCCCUCAAAUCCAAAACCAAAAACCCUAUUCCCCAACAACCACGUUCAACCUCUACAGCUUCCGAUGUUAACUUGUUUCCCAGAUUUGCAGCUCUCAAAAGCUCCCUUCCCGCUUAUUCUUCGGAGAAUGAAGAGGAUGACGAUGAAGUUGAGAAGGUGAUUAAGUGGGCCAUUGAUGCUGCUAGGCUUGACCCUUCACCUCCCUCUGACACUGAUGAAGAUGAAAAUAGUGAGGAUGAUGUCAGGCAUAUAAGCGGAAAUGAUUUAUGAGUGUAUGUGUGGUAUUUUUUUUCACCUGGUGUGGUUGCCUCAUAUAUUUGAUACUUACAAAGUUUUUGUAAUGAAUACAUUAGAAGUUCUGUUAUUUCUUCUAAUUGAUGAAUUGUGCUUGGAUGUUUAGAUUUGAUAUUGGUAAGAGCUUGUAUCUAUUGUCAUUCU
Molecule: messenger RNA, 743 nt
Organism: Nicotiana tabacum (common tobacco)
Lineage: Eukaryota; Viridiplantae; Streptophyta; Magnoliopsida; Solanales; Solanaceae
Source: RefSeq, a predicted model, not a curated record